CACAGCAAUUCUAAAGACAUGCAUCGGAGGCACGCCACCCUUCGGGAGAAGGGCCGGCGCCAGGCCAUCCGGGGCCCUGCCUACAUGUUCAACGAGAAAGGCACCAGCCUCACUGCCGAGGAGGAGCAUUUCCUCGACUCCGCAGAGUAUGGCAACAUUCCCGUCGUGCGGAAAAUGCUGGAGGAAUCCAAAACCUUGAACUUCAACUGCGUCGAUUACAUGGGACAGAAUGCCCUCCAGCUGGCCGUGGGGAACGAGCACCUGGAAGUGACAGAGCUGCUCCUCAAGAAGGAGAACCUUGCCCGAGUCGGGGAUGCCCUGCUGUUGGCCAUCAGCAAAGGGUACGUUCGCAUUGUGGAGGCGAUCCUGAACCACCCGGCCUUCGCGCAGGGACAGCGCCUCACGCUCAGCCCCCUGGAGCAGGAGCUGAGGGACGAUGACUUCUACGCCUACGACGAAGAUGGAACUCGCUUCUCCCACGACAUUACCCCCAUCAUACUUGCUGCCCACUGCCAGGAGUAUGAAAUCGUUCACAUCUUGCUUCUCAAAGGUGCACGGAUUGAAAGGCCCCAUGACUAUUUUUGCAAGUGCAAUGAAUGUAUGGAAAAGCAGAGGAAAGACUCCUUUAGCCACUCUCGCUCAAGAAUGAAUGCCUACAAGGGAUUAGCCAGUGCUGCUUAUUUGUCUCUGUCCAGUGAAGACCCUGUCCUUACUGCUCUAGAGCUUAGCAAUGAACUGGCCAGGCUAGCCAACAUUGAAACUGAAUUUAAGAAUGACUAUAGGAAGUUAUCUAUGCAAUGCAAGGACUUUGUUGUGGGGGUGCUGGACCUGUGCAGAGACACUGAGGAGGUGGAGGCUAUUCUGAAUGGAGAUGUGAACAUCCACUUGUGCCCUGAGCACCACCGGCCGAGUCUAAGCAGGAUUAAACUUGCUAUUAAAUACGAGGUCAAAAAGUUCGUUGCUCACCCCAACUGCCAGCAGCAGCUGCUCACCAUGUGGUACGAAAACCUCUCAGGCCUACGGCAGCAAUCCAUAGCUGUGAAGUUCUUGGCAGUUUUUGGGGUCUCCAUCGGGCUGCCCUUCCUUGCCAUAGCCUACUGGAUUGCUCCCUGCAGCAAGCUGGGACGUACCCUUCGAAGUCCUUUCAUGAAGUUUGUGGCUCAUGCAGUUUCCUUCACAAUCUUCCUGGGACUGUUAGUGGUGAACGCCUCCGAUCGGUUUGAAGGGGUCAAAAACCUCCCCAACGAGACCAUCACGGACCAUCCAAAGCAAAUAUUCCGAGUCAAAACAACCCAGUUCUCAUGGACAGAAUUGCUGAUCAUGAAGUGGGUAUUGGGUAUGAUAUGGUCAGAGUGCAAGGAGAUCUGGGAGGAGGGUCCACGUGAAUAUGUGGUGCAUCUCUGGAACCUGCUGGACUUUGGGAUGCUGUCCAUCUUUGUGGCAUCAUUCACUGCCAGGUUAAUGGCUUUCCUCAAAGCCUCUGAGGCACAACAGUACGUAGAUCAGUACGUUCAGGAUGAUGACCUCAAUAAUGUCACCCUUCCCCCUGAAGUUGCUUACUUUACCUAUGCCAGGAACAAGUGGCUCCCCUCGGAUCCCCAGAUCAUUUCAGAAGGCCUGUAUGCCAUAGCUGUGGUACUCAGCUUCUCCCGCAUUGCUUACAUUCUUCCAGCCAACGAAAGCUUCGGCCCCCUGCAGAUCUCUCUGGGCAGGACCGUGAAGGACAUCUUCAAGUUCAUGGUCAUCUUCAUCAUGGUGUUCCUAGCCUUCAUGAUUGGGAUGUUCAACCUUUACUCUUACUACCUUGGUGCAAAGUACAACCCCGCGUUUACAACGGUAGAAGAAAGUUUUAAAACCUUAUUCUGGUCAAUAUUUGGCUUAUCUGAAGUGAUAUCUGUGGUGCUGAAGUAUGACCAUAAAUUCAUUGAGAAUAUUGGAUAUGUACUCUAUGGAGUAUAUAACGUGACUAUGGUGGUUGUGCUGCUUAAUAUGUUAAUAGCCAUGAUCAACAACUCCUAUCAGGAAAUUGAGGAGGAUGCAGAUGUGGAGUGGAAGUUUGCACGUGCCAAGCUCUGGCUAUCCUACUUUGAUGAAGGAAGGACUUUACCUGCUCCUUUUAAUCUAGUGCCAAGCCCUAAAUCAUUUUAUUAUCUCAUACUGAGAAUAAAAAUGUGCCUCAUAAAACUCUGCAAAUCUAAGGCCAAAAACUGUGAAAAUGACCUUGAGAUGGGGAUGCUGAACUCCAAAAAACGGAAAGUUCGUUUUCACUCUAGCAUUCAAAACACAGAGAGUUUUUCUGGGAAGAACGCUUACACCAAGCCCACGAGAUACCAGAAGAUAAUGAAGCGUCUGAUCAAGCGCUACGUGCUGAAGGCUCAGGUUGACCGGGAGAAUGACGAGGUCAAUGAAGGAGAACUUAAAGAAAUCAAACAAGAUAUUUCCAGUCUCCGCUAUGAACUCUUAGAGGAAAAGUCCCAAGCUACUGGUGAGCUGGCAAAACUAAUACAGCAGCUGAGUGACAAGUUUGGGAAGACCUUAAAUAAGGACAUUUGAUGGUGAAUUCAGAGAAAGACAACUUGUUUUCUAAACAUUGUUCAUUCUCAACCAGCAUCUUAGGAGGGCAAAAACACGUGAAAGAUGGGUACUGCACACUCAGAUUUUGCUGACAACCAAGUGUUGGUAGGAGCACUUUGCUUUUCUCCCGCACUUGGUGAGUGACCAGUUAAACCUUUUCUGAUACAAAAGUGACUUUAUGGUAAAAAUCUAUGCCCCUCAACAGAAACAGAUGCACCAUAGAGAAGGCACCUCCAAUUAAAGGCAAAAAAAUGCCAGAUCUUCAUUCACCUGACUCCAGAGAAGACAAUGUAACUGUGCUCAUUAACACCAACAGAGUCUGUACUGACCAGGAAUGGGUGAAGCCUGAAGAAAAAAUGUGCCAAGCAUAUUCCCUACAAAAAUUUUUAAAUUCCUAUUCUUGGGUGUGUACUCUCCUUUUAUUUACAUUUUUUGUUUACAUUGGCAACCCUGAAUAUAACUUUGGCAACCCUGAAUAUAACUUUGAUCAGCCCUGUGGCUAAUGAAAAGCUAAUGAGAAAUCAUCUGUUGAAGUGACCAAGGCAGUGAACAAGAAGUAGACACUGACAGCAUUGGAAAAAUGAAAUCAAGCUUGUGGGGUAAAUUAUCCUUUAGCCUGAUGAAAGGAUUUCCAGCCAAACACUCCUGUCCACCUUUUCCAGCUGUAUUAGCUAGUCUGCUGAUGGAUAUGGUCUCUUUGUAUGCACUUAGCCUCUCUUUUAUCUUUAGUCGAUCCCAUCUCCAAUAACAGUGGACUGAAAUAUUCGUCAUGAUGUGAAACUCACUUCCCAGGAAUGGCCAGAGAUAAAACACCUUGUGCUAAUGUAUUCAGUUCAAAGAACAACACUAAUCCAGAGACAGCAAUGCCACUGAGCUCAGCUUUCAGAUUCCAGAGGUCAAACUGCAAGCCAUAGGGAGAGAUCGAUCACAAAGAACAUUGCCCAGUAGUUUCCAGCCUUGAAAUUUGUACAAAAAAGUUUCGAUUGAACAUUCUGACCAAAAAAAAAAACACAAAAAAAAAAAAAAAGAGGAAAUGAAGGAAAAAUCAUUGUAGAAAUUGUUGUCAUGUUUUUGGCUCUUACAGAGGAUGAGAAAGGGAUUCAAAGUGUUCUAAGGCUGUGGUAAUAGAAGGAUCACACUUUUUCAACAGGAAAGUUGUAAGUCUGUGCAACACAGCUGCAAACAUGGAUGGCUUGGGUUUUCAUGGUUGGCUACAUGAUUUCAACUACUUAAAGCACACCUUACUACUUGGGAACCAUGGAACUGGACUGUUUGUUUACAUGAGACACCUAUAAAAUGAACAUGACAUCUAGGUUUCAGCUGAGACAAACAAGCAGAGCCAGAAGGUGACCUGUGAUCAGUUCUUAAGUGCCAGAUGAGAAUACAUAUAGCCUAUUAGAAUAAUAGUUAUAUUUGUACAAAAAUAAAAGAAAACAAAAUAAAAAAGUGUACUGUACGUAGAUCUGUUUAGAGAAAAAAAAUACUGUAUUUUUACCUUUAAUAAAAUUAUCUUGUAUACUGUAAUAUUUUUACCUAAAAAUGGAAAAAAAAUAAAAUUACCUCAUAAUAUUUUGUUGUCCA
This is a messenger RNA of Agelaius phoeniceus (red-winged blackbird), 4155 nucleotides long. It is a transcript of the gene TRPC7, whose product is annotated as transient receptor potential cation channel subfamily C member 7. Gene Ontology annotation, biological process: calcium ion transmembrane transport; regulation of cytosolic calcium ion concentration; single fertilization. NCBI's taxonomy places the organism in Eukaryota, Metazoa, Chordata, Aves, Passeriformes, Icteridae. Gene Ontology annotation, cellular component: plasma membrane; cation channel complex. The record is from RefSeq and is a predicted model, not a curated record. Gene Ontology annotation, molecular function: protein binding; store-operated calcium channel activity; inositol 1,4,5 trisphosphate binding.